This is a messenger RNA of Trichoderma harzianum CBS 226.95, 1242 nucleotides long. RefSeq lists its product as hypothetical. The record is from RefSeq and is a predicted model, not a curated record. Lineage: Eukaryota; Fungi; Ascomycota; Sordariomycetes; Hypocreales; Hypocreaceae. The transcript has a single exon. Bases 473 to 1162 code for a protein of 229 amino acids.
GCCUCAUCCUCCUGUCCCUUGUCCUCCUGCAUAGCAACCUCCGCAUCCGAUUGGAUACAUUGCGCAUGCCCAAGGAUUUAUUCGACAAAAGGUAACCACUCCGACGCGGUAGCAAGGUUAGGAUUAAUUCCUUUCGCACGCGAUUGCAGCUGCUGGAAAAUGCAAGUGGCUGAAUUUAGCUCGAGGGAUGGCGGCGAGCAACGGCCGAGAACGAUUACAGUUGGUCCUUUUGAGAUGCCUAGCCGGGUUAAAGGCUAUCUUGUAACGUCACAUCCACUCCGCCAUUUACAUAUGAGUAGCACAGCUGAGCCUGAAGCCUGCACAUGGCAAGCUUUUGGUCUGCCACAAGCUUUCGUGUGACGCGAACGAGAUCGAGAUAUAAGUACGAAGCUCCUCAAUCUCCUAGAAGACGAAGAGGCUCUGCGCUAGAAGAAUCGGACAAGAAGGAAUUCAAGAGCAAGAACAGUCCAAGAUGCAUCAUCACCUUCUCACUCUCUCCGCUGCUGCUGGCCUCCUCGCUACGGCCUCAGCUACCUACUCGAAGCUUCCCAGUGUCAAUGUGCCCUCAUGUCCUCGUGUCGGCACAAUUAGCUACAGCAAGUCAGUGCCCGACCUGACGCCCUUCCCGCUCACGCAGGUCAACCUGUGCUACACAGACGAGAGCCUCGAGCUCUCAUUCAUUGCCUACGACGAGGUCAAUUACUUCUUCAACGCCUCACAGGGCACAAACGACGACAUCUGGGAGUACGAAGUCAUGGAGGCCUUCCUCUACAAGGGCACCGAAGACCCUCAGACAUACGUCGAGCUCGAGGUCAACCCCAACAACGUCACAUACCAGGCGUUCGUUUACAACCCCUCAAAGAAUCGCGCGGUCGGCGCGCCCUUUGACCACUUCUUCGUUUCGGAUCCCGCUACGGACGGCUUCAGCGCAAAGACGGUCCUCAACAAGCCCGCGAAGACUUGGAAGAGCACUGUUACUGUCCCUCUGGGCAUCUUCAACGUCGACGUCGGCAAGGCCAAGGGCACAUCUUGGAGGAUGAACUUUUUCCGAACUGUCGUCAGCCCUGAGAUUUACCCUAACCAGACUCUUGGUGGAUGGUCGCCGCCGGACCAGGCAAGCUUCCAUAUUACAAAGUUCUUUGGUCAUGUCAAAUUUAUUUGAUCGGGAGGAUAUGGGGUUUCGAUUGGUGUUUGCGAGCCGUAAAGCGGAAUUACAAAGCACAUUGUACAUAAUGCGGCAUG